GGUGGUGGUGGAGGAGGAAUAGGCCGGGGCAGGUCGCGCUCGCUGCCUUCUCCCCAGAAGAGAGACGCGGGGGGAGGGGGGUGCGGCGAGCGGCUCCUGUCUCUCCCCACCGCCCCGCUCGCGCCCUAGUGUAAUGAGGGUCACCCCCUCCCCCCAGCUGGCCCGGGCGGGGGCGCGGGGCACGGUUGAUGCCAGCCCAGGAUGGAUCAGACCUGUGAACUACCUAGAAGAAAUUGUCUGCUGCCCUUUUCCAAGCCAGUGACUUUAGAUGUCUCUGAAGACAAGGACAGCCCUUUCGGUAAUGGUCAAUCCAGUUUUUCUGAGCCACUUAAUGGGUGUACUAUGCAGUUGUCGCCUGCCAGUGGAACAUCCCAAAAUGCUUAUGGACAAGAUUCUCCAUCUUGUUACAUUCCACUGCGGAGACUACAGGAUUUGGCCUCCAUGAUCAAUGUAGAAUAUUUAAAUGGGUCUGCUGAUGGUUCAGAAUCCUUCCAAGACCCUGAGAAAAGUGAUUCAAGAGCUCAGUCGCCCCUGAGGCCUGGCGGUCCAGCAGCACUUGCUGUGAAACAGGAACCCCGUGCUAAUAACUCCCCUGAACUCCAGGGAGGAGUUACAGAGACUACCAAGAGUGGCUUUCCGCACUUUGAGAAUUUUACUGGUGUGGACGAUGCAGAUGUAGAAUCUGAAAUGGACCCAGAACAGCCAGCCCCAGAGGCUGAAAGGAUAGCGGAGACUCAGAGCAAUGCCACCUGCACUGCUGAGCCUAAAUCAGAGCAUGAUGUAAAAGUGGCCGUGGAAAGUGAACGAGACGGCACGGCCGGGAGUAGACCCGGUGCAGUCGAUUCGCCAUUCUUGCCAUUAGCUCCUCAGACCGAGACGCAGAACAAUAAGCAAAGGAGUGAAGUGGACGGCAGCAGUGAAAAAGCCCUUCUCCCAGCCCCUCUUGCUCUAGGAGAUGCAGACCUUCCCCUAGAAGAGCAAUUAAACUCAAUAAAUUUAUCUUUUCAGGAUGAUCCAGACUCCUCCAGUACCAGUACAUUAGGAAACAUGCUAGAAUUACCUGGAACUUCAUCAUCAGCCACUUCACAGGAAUUGCCAUUUUGUCAAUCCAAGAAAAAGUCUACCCCGCUGAAGUAUGAAGUUGGAGAUCUCAUCUGGGCAAAAUUCAAGAGGCGCCCCUGGUGGCCGUGCCGGAUUUGCUCUGAUCCAUUGAUUAACACCCACUCAAAAAUGAAAGUUUCCAACCGGAGGCCCUAUCGUCAGUACUACGUAGAGGCCUUUGGAGACCCCUCUGAACGAGCCUGGGUGGCUGGGAAGGCAAUCGUCAUGUUUGAAGGCAGACAUCAGUUUGAAGAGCUCCCUGUCCUCAGGAGAAGAGGGAAGCAGAAAGAGAAAGGAUAUAGACAUAAGGUUCCUCAGAAAAUUUUGAGUAAAUGGGAAGCCAGUGUUGGUCUUGCCGAACAGUAUGAUGUUCCCAAAGGGUCAAAGGCUCGAAAAUGUGGCAGCAGCUCGAUCAAAUUGGACAGUGAGGAGGAUAUGCCGUUCGAGGACUGCACGCAUGACCCUGAAUCGGAGCACGGCUUGUUGCUCAAUGGCUGCUUGGAGUCUCUGGAUUUUGAUUCUGAACAUUCUGCAGAUGAGAAGGAAAAGCUUUGUGCCCGAAAGAACUCUGAUAACCCCAAAAGGACUAGUAUCAAAAAGGGCCACCUGCAGUUUGAGGCGCAUAAGGAAGUGCGGAGGGCGAAGAUCUCCGAGAACCUCGGCUUGAACUUCAUCUCUGGGGAUGCAUCUGAUACGCAAGCAUCUAAUGAGCUUUCCAGGAUAGCAAACAGCCUCACAGGGUCCAGUUCUGCCCCAGCAACCUUUCUGUUUUCUUCUUGUGGAAAAAACACUGCAAAGAAAGAAUCUGAGACUUCCAAUUGUGACUCUUUAUUGGGCUUGUCGGAGGGUGCCUUGAUUUCUAAACGCUCUGGGGAGAAAAAGAAGCCCCAGCGAGGGCCUGUGUGCAGUUCUAAAGUGCAGCUUUGCUAUCUUGGAGCGAGUGAGGAGGAGAAACGCAGCGAUUCCAUCAGUAUCUGCACCACUUCUGAUGAUGGAAGCAGCGAUCUCGAUGCUGGGGAACAGAGCUCCGAGUCAGACAGUGGUGUCCUUGAACUUGCAGAUACUUUUGAUAGAACAGAGAAUAUGGUAUCCAUGCAGAAAAAUGAGAAGAUAACGUAUUCUAGGUAUUCUACCACAAACUCUAGGGUAAAAGCAAAACCGAAGCCCCUCAUCACUAACUCCCAUAGUGACCACUUAAUAAACUGCACCAAGACAACAGAGCUGGGAACUGAGACGCCUCCAGUUAAUCUCUCUGAUCUUACGGUGUCCACUCUUGUCCACAAACCCCAAUCAGACUUUAAAAAUGAUGGUCUCACUCCAAAAUUCAACACCCCAUCAAGCAUUUCCAGUGAGAACUCAGUAGUGACGCCGGGUGGGACUACCAGUCAAGCUCUCUUACAUUUGAAAAGCAAACCCCCCAAGUUCCGAAGUAUAAAGUGCACCAAGCCUAAAGAAACCCCAGCGAGUGUAGAACCACCAGUUCCAAAUGAGGACUGCAGUUUGAAAUACUGCUCUUCGGAUACCAAAGGCUCUGCUCUGGCCAGCGGCCCCAAGAGUGGGAAGAUGGACGGGCUGAAACUACUGAGCAACAUGCAUGAGAAGACCAGGGACUCGAGCGACAUAGAGAGCGCGGUGGUGAAGCACGUGCUAUCAGAGCUGAAGGAGCUCUCUUACAGAUCCUUAGGUGAGGAUGUCAGUGACUCUGGGACUUCUAAGCCAUCUAAACCCUUACUUUUUUCUUCUUCUAAUCAGAAUCACAUGCCCCUUGAACCAGACUACAAAUUCAGCACGUUGCUAAUGAUGCUGAAAGACAUGCAUGACAGCAAGACCAAGGAGCAGCGACUGAUGACAGCUCAAAACUUGGUCUCUUAUCGGAGUCCUAGUCGGGGGGAUUGUUCCACCAGUACUCCCGCAGGGGCUUCCAAGGUGCUGACUCCAGGAAGCUCCACGCAUAAGUCAGAAAAAAGUGGAGAUGGCGCUCCAGACUCCGCCCGUCCUAGCCCGGGUGGAGUGGACUCUCCGCCAUCUGCUCCCCCACCUGUGUUAGCACCCGAGGGAAGAGACCCCCCUGCUUCUGUUAAACACCGUGCAAACUGUGUGACGAGGCGCAACUGGGGGCGAUCCAAGCUGUCCAAGUUGCGUGACGCUUUUUCAGCCCAAAUGGGAAAAGACAUCGUGAACCGCAAGGCCUUAAAGAUAGAGCGCAAAAGAAAGCCCACCCGCCUUCCCGUGGUGACUGCUGAAGUCCCACUGCCCGGAGACGGCGAGGAUGGCUGCUCCGUGAGUGGCUCGUCCCCAGGUGUGGUGGAAGAUGCCGCCAAGGAGGACUCCUGUGCGCAGAAGGCCCCUGCAGCAGCUGAGGUUCGUUUUGAGAGCAAGGCUGAGCAGUCUGGUCCUGAUCAGUGCCCUGAGAAGCAGCCCACAGUUGAACGGAGCAGUAAAUGCUUGGACUUGACCUCCGAAGCAAACAGCGAGAAUGACGAACCCAGCCCUGUCAGUCAAGUGGUGCCUAAAAAACGGUGGCAGCGUUUGACCCAAAGGCGCACCAAACCUCGUAAGCGUGGCGGCAGGUUCAGGGAGAAGGAGAACUCAGAGGCUGCCUUUGCGGUCCUGCUUCCUGGUGACCCUGUCGAGGAGCGGCGUGAUGCGUUCGCAGAGAAUAGAACAACUCCUUCCACACAUGGCCCGGAGCACUCACUGACAGAUCCAAGUCCUGCUGGCCACUUGGAUUCAGCUGCACCACGCUUGAAUGCUUGCGAGAAAUCGGCUGCCAGCAGUGAGGAGCGGGAAAAGGAGCCAGGAAUUCCCAGCCUGACACCACAGGCCAAGCUUCCUGAACCAGUUGUGCGGUCCGAGAAGAAGCGCCUUAGGAAGCCAAGCAAGUGGCUUCUGGAAUAUACAGAAGAGUAUGAUCAGAUAUUUGCUCCUAAGAAGAAGCAAAAGAAAGCACAGGAGGUGCACAAGGUAAAUUCCCGCUGUGAAGACGAAAGCCUUCUAGCUCGAUGUCAAUCUAGUACCCAGAACAAGCAGGUGGACGAGAAUUCUUUACUUUCAACCAAAGAAGAGCCUCCAGUUCUUGAAAGGGAAGCUCCGUUUUUGGAGGGGCCCUUGGCUCAGUCAGAGCUUGGAGGUGGAAACGCCGAGUUGCCGCAGCUAACGCUGUCUGUGCCUGUAGCUCCAGAAGUCUCUGCACGAGCUGCGCUUGAGCCUCAGGAACUGCUUGUUAAAACACCAGGAAAUUAUGAAAGUAAGCGCCAACGGAAGCCAACUAAGAAGCUUCUUGAAUCCAAUGAUUUAGACCCUGGAUUUAUGCCUAAGAAGGGUGACCUUGGCUUUUCUAAAAAGUGUUAUGAAGCUGGCUAUUUGGAGAAUGGGAUUCCUGAGUCAUGUGCUACGUCUCAUUCGAAAGAGUUUGGCAGUGGCACUACCAGGAUUUUUGAUAAACCAAGAAAGCGAAAGCGACAGAGGCAUAUUGGAGCUAAGGUGCAGUGUAAAAAAGUGAAAAAUGCCGACUCAUCAAAAGGGGUGCCAGGCUCAGAGGGAGAACUGAUGGCUCACAGGACGGCGGCAAGUCCUAAGGAGGCUGUUGAGGACGGUGUGGAACACGACUCUGGGAUGCCUGCGUCGAAAAAGUUGCAGGGUGAACGAGGCGGAGGAGCUGCACUGAAGGAGAACGUGUGUCAGAAUUGUGAGAAGGUGGGUGAGCUGCUGUUAUGUGAGGCUCAGUGCUGCGGGGCUUUCCACCUCGAGUGCCUUGGCUUAACGGAGAUGCCCAGGGGAAAAUUUAUCUGCAACGAGUGUCGCACAGGAAUACAUACCUGUUUUGUAUGUAAGCAGAGCGGGGAAGAUGUUAAAAGAUGCCUGUUGCCUUUAUGUGGGAAGUUCUACCAUGAGGAGUGUGUGCAGAAGUACCCACCCACGGUCAUGCAGAACAAGGGCUUCCGGUGCUCCCUGCACAUGUGCAUCACCUGCCAUGCCGCCAACCCCACCAGUGUUUCUGCAUCGAAAGGUCGGCUGAUGCGUUGUGUGCGCUGUCCAGUGGCUUACCAUGCCAAUGACUUCUGCCUCGCUGCCGGAUCCAAGAUCCUCGCGUCUAACAGCAUCAUCUGCCCGAAUCACUUCACCCCCAGGCGUGGCUGUCGGAAUCACGAGCAUGUUAAUGUUAGCUGGUGUUUUGUGUGCUCAGAAGGAGGCAGCCUGCUGUGCUGUGACUCUUGCCCUGCUGCUUUUCACCGAGAAUGCCUGAACAUUGAUAUCCCUGAAGGAAACUGGUAUUGCAAUGACUGCAAGGCGGGAAAGAAGCCGCACUACAGGGAGAUCGUCUGGGUGAAAGUCGGACGGUACAGGUGGUGGCCAGCAGAGAUCUGCCAUCCGCGAGCUGUUCCCUCCAACAUUGAUAAGAUGAGACAUGAUGUGGGAGAGUUCCCUGUGCUCUUCUUUGGGUCAAAUGACUAUCUGUGGACCCACCAGGCCCGAGUGUUCCCCUACAUGGAAGGGGACGUGAGCAGCAAGGACAAGAUGGGCAAAGGAGUGGAUGGGACGUAUAAAAAAGCUCUUCAGGAAGCUGCAGCAAGGUUUGAAGAGCUAAAGGCACAGAAAGAGCUACGGCAGCUGCAGGAAGACCGAAAGAAUGAUAAGAAGCCUCCACCUUAUAAGCAUAUAAAGGUGAACCGCCCAAUAGGCAGGGUGCAGAUCUUCACCGCGGACUUGUCUGAAAUCCCCCGUUGCAACUGUAAAGCCACCGAUGAGAACCCUUGUGGCAUCGACUCGGAAUGCAUCAACCGCAUGCUGCUGUAUGAGUGUCACCCCACGGUGUGCCCUGCUGGAGGGCGCUGUCAGAACCAGUGCUUCACCAAGCGCCAGUACCCCGAGGUGGAGAUUUUCCGCACCUUGCAGAGGGGUUGGGGCCUGCGGACAAAAACAGAUAUUAAGAAGGGAGAGUUUGUGAAUGAGUAUGUCGGUGAGCUGAUAGACGAAGAAGAAUGCAGAGCUCGAAUCCGUUACGCCCAGGAACAUGAUAUCACCAACUUCUAUAUGCUGACCCUAGAUAAAGACCGAAUCAUCGAUGCUGGCCCCAAAGGAAACUACGCGCGGUUCAUGAAUCAUUGCUGCCAGCCCAACUGUGAGACUCAGAAAUGGUCUGUGAAUGGCGAUACCCGUGUUGGUCUUUUUGCCCUGAGUGACAUUAAAGCAGGAACUGAGCUUACCUUCAACUACAACCUUGAAUGUCUUGGAAAUGGAAAGACCGUUUGCAAAUGCGGAGCUCCAAACUGCAGCGGCUUCUUGGGCGUGAGGCCAAAGAAUCAGCCCAUUGCCACAGAAGAAAAGUCCAAGAAGUUCAAGAAGAAGCAACAUGGGAAGCGCCGGAGCCAGGGCGAGAUCACGAAGGAGCGAGAGGAUGAGUGCUUCAGCUGCGGGGACGCUGGCCAGCUCGUGUCGUGCAAGAAGCCUGGCUGCCCCAAAGUCUACCAUGCAGACUGUCUGAACCUGACCCGGAGGCCAGCAGGGAAGUGGGAGUGUCCAUGGCAUCAGUGUGACAUCUGUGGGAAGGAAGCAGCCUCCUUCUGUGAGAUGUGCCCCAGCUCCUUCUGCAAGCAGCACCGGGAAGGCAUGCUCUUCAUUUCCAAACUGGACGGGCGUCUCUCUUGUACUGAGCAUGACCCUUGCGGGCCCAACCCUUUGGAGCCUGGGGAGAUCCGUGAGUAUGUGCCUCCCCCGGUCCCACUGCCUGCCGGCCCGGGGGCUCCCCUGGCACAACAGUCAUCGGGGGCAGCUGCUCAGGCGCCCAAGGUAUCAGAUAAGGCAUCUGCUGAAACCAACCAGACGCCACUCUCUAAGAAAGCUCUGGCAGGGACUUGUCAGAGGCCACUGCUGUCUGAAAAACCUCUUGAAAGAACUGACUCCAGACCCCUGCUUUUAGAUAGGGUCAGAGAACUGGCUGGGUCAGGCACCAAAUCCCAGUCCUUGGCAUCCAGCCAAAAGCCAUUGGCCAGGUCACCUUCAGUGGCAGGACCAAGACCCCAGCUAUCUGACAAACCCUCUCUGGCAACUGGCCCAGGCUCCUCACCCUCUGUCAGGCCCCAGCCACUGGAGAGACCUUUGGGAACAACUGACCCACGUCUGGAUAAAUCUAUAGGUGCUGCCAGCCCAAGGCCUCAGUCACUGGAGAAAACCCCAGUUCCUUCUGGCCUGAGACUUCUGCCACCAGACAGGCUGCUAGUGAGCAGCAGUCCCAAAGCCCAGACAGCAGACCGACCCUUGGACAAGCCCCACGUCCCUCUAUCCCAGAGACUCCCGCCCACAGAAAAAGUCCUGUCCGCUGUGGUCCAGACUUUGGUGGCUAAAGAGAAAGCACUAAGGCCUGUGGACCAGAAUACUCAGUCAAAAAACAGAGCUGCUUUGGUGAUGGAUCUCAUAGACCUGACCCCUCGCCAGAAGGAUCGGGCAGCAUCUCCUCCUGAUGGCACUCUGCAGGCUGAUGAGAAGGUGCCAGUGUUGGAAUCAAGCUCAUGGGCUGCCAGCAAAGGCUUGGGGCAUGUGCUGCGAGUGGUUGAAAAAGGCAGCGUGUCAGAACCUCUUCUCCAACCACCUGGAAAGACGGUGGCCCCUUCAGAGCACCCCUGGCAAGCUGUUAAAUCACUCACCCAGGCUAGGCUUCUUUCUCAGCCUCCUGCCAAGACUUUUUUAUAUGAGCCAGCAACUCAGGCCUCAGGAAGAGCUCCUACAGGGGCUGAGCAGACCCCAGGACCUCCCAGCCAAGUACCGGGCCUGGUGAAGCAGGUGAAGCAGUUGGCCGGAAGCCAGCAACCAGCUGGACUUGCUGUCAAAAGUGGGCAGUCUUUCAGGUCUCUUGGGAAGGCCCCCGCCUCCCUCCCUACUGAAGAGAAGAAAUUGGCAACUACAGAGCAGAGCUCCUGGGGCUUGGGAAAAGCCUCCUCAGGGGCAGGACUGUGGCCACUGGUGGCUGGACAGACGCUGGUACAGUCUUGCUGGUCUGCUGGGAGUGCACAGACAUUGGCACAAACCUGCUGGUCUCUUGGAAGAGGGCAAGAGCCCAAAUCAGAGCAAACUACACUUGCAGCUCUAAGCCAGGCUCCUUCUGGUCACAAGUGUGCAGAGGCGGAACAGAAGUGAGGCAGUGAAUGUCACUUAACCAGACAAGCUGUCCCCCCCGCCAGGGUACCAUUUGGGGAGAGGAAUCUGUUCUUUAUCCCCCUUACAAAGCAGAUCUACCCCAAUACUUCUCCACUGUUACUGUUUCUUUCAUAGCAACACUCAGAACUCUUGUGAUAUUAGCCAGUGGGGACUUGCCGUUGUGUCCACCGUGUACGGAAAUCCAAGCGGGGCCCAGCCAAGGAACAGACAAGACUCUCUUUCCUCCAUCUUCUACAUGGUCAACUUAAAAUAAAAAGUCCAUUCUGGA
Ochotona curzoniae (black-lipped pika) is the source of this 8524-nucleotide messenger RNA. RefSeq names its product nuclear receptor binding SET domain protein 1 (gene NSD1). Gene Ontology annotation, biological process: regulation of DNA-templated transcription. NCBI's taxonomy places the organism in Eukaryota, Metazoa, Chordata, Mammalia, Lagomorpha, Ochotonidae. Gene Ontology annotation, molecular function: protein binding; histone H3K36 methyltransferase activity. The record is from RefSeq and is a predicted model, not a curated record. Bases 202 to 8235 code for a protein of 2677 amino acids. Gene Ontology annotation, cellular component: chromatin; nucleus. The transcript is spliced from 23 exons.